AUGAGAGCCUCCGGGAGGCGGGCCACGCCGCCACCGGCCUUGACUAGGUUCCCGCUGGCUUCAGACUAUUCAGGCCAUCGGGGGUUCUGGCUGCGGGGUGAGGGCACGGAGCUCCACUCGGGACGCCGGGGAGCGCGAGAGCGUCGUAGAGUUGAUCGGAUCUUGAGACCCCGCUUGGGCAGUGGGGUCCCACUGCCUCCCCAGUCUCCCUGGUCCGAGGAGGGUGGUCGGCAGCGUGGCCCCCCAUCCUGUAGGGCUGGGGACCUGGGCCCAAGAGGGGACUCACAGUGGUUUCCCCUGCGAGGCAUCAAAGACUACUCCAACUGGCCCACCAUCCCGCAGGUGUACCUCAACGGCGAGUUCGUGGGGGGCUGUGACAUCCUUCUGCAGAUGCACCAGAAUGGGGACCUGGUGGAGGAACUGAAAAAGCUGGGGAUUCGCUCCGCCCUUUUAGAUGAAAAGAAGGAUGAAGACUCCAAGUGACCGCCACCACGGGGGCCUUGUCGCAGAGACACUGCGCUGCCAGAAAAGCCUUACCCCACUGUCCCUGCUGGGGCUGCUCAAGCUGGUUCUCCUGCUCGGAAGCCAAGGCUGCGGGUGAUUUCAGUUUGUCAGGUUUUGGGGCUUAGUAUCCUAUUGUGAACUUCAUGACAACCACUGCACUGUAACAAUUCAUGUCGUAUUAUGAUAUUGCUGUAACAGAA
Fukomys damarensis (Damara mole-rat) is the source of this 704-nucleotide messenger RNA. It is a transcript of the gene Glrx5, whose product is annotated as glutaredoxin 5. The record is from RefSeq and is a predicted model, not a curated record. The coding region runs from base 1 to 483 and encodes 160 amino acids. The transcript is spliced from 3 exons. Lineage: Eukaryota; Metazoa; Chordata; Mammalia; Rodentia; Bathyergidae.